Messenger RNA from Chionomys nivalis (European snow vole), 1128 nucleotides. It is a transcript of the gene Smco1, whose product is annotated as single-pass membrane protein with coiled-coil domains 1. The coding region runs from base 94 to 738 and encodes 214 amino acids. The record is from RefSeq and is a predicted model, not a curated record. The transcript is spliced from 3 exons. NCBI's taxonomy places the organism in Eukaryota, Metazoa, Chordata, Mammalia, Rodentia, Cricetidae.
UGCUGCCUGUUGCUGAGCGGGAAACAGCAGAAAAUCCAGGAUCCCAACCUCUCUAGGGUUUUCAUCUUGCUUCCUUUCCUUUUCCUAAAGAAGAUGAACCAUGAAACCACAGCCCUGAUAUCCUUGAAGGAGGCAAUGAAAAGAGUAGACAACAAGCUCCAAGCUCUAGACGCACAGUUCAAAGAACUAGACAUUACCAAGGAUAAACUGACACAGCAAUUUGAACACCAUAGCAAGACUUUGGCAAGCCAAGCAGCCCAGGAUGAGAUAUGGACAGCAGUUCUGGCCCUCGGGUUCACCUCAAUGGAACUGAAUAUUUUAUUCAGCUACGUCAUUGAAGUCCUUAUUUGCUUGCACACUCGAGUGCUUCAGAAGCUUCCAGACCUGGUGAGAAGUCUUCCGACCUUAGCCUCUGUCCUUAGAAGAACAGUCAAGAACAAGCGUGUUAGAACCGUGUGGGAGUCAGUCCUGGAGGAGUACGGGCUGCAAGAGAGACACGUCACAGCGCUCUGUACCUUCUUCAUUGCGCAUGGCGACAAAGCAGAACACUAUGCUGCUAAUGUACGACAGAUGUACAUCAAAGAUGUUACGUUCAUGAUCACCAACAUGGUAAAGAACCAGGCUCUGCAGGAUGGUUUGCUGCAGGCUGUUCAGGUCAUUGAGAAGGGGAAAGCAGUGAGGACCCCUGAGAACCAAAGGGCAUCCCUGAAAGAGUUGAUACCAUCAGCCAAAGAUUAACCUGUUACCCUACGGUCCAGCAAUUUCACUUUCAGUCAUUUGUAUCGCAAAAACAAAAACAUGAAUAAUUUAGUGUAGGCUUAUUUUAUUUAUAGCAAAAGUGGGAGGAGCACUAAAGAAAUUAUGACAAAUUGAUACAAUAAAUAUUUUGUGUGUAGCCAUAUUAAAAAAUAAGCAAACUUUUUAUAGUGAAAUAGAGUCUGGGGCAACAAUGUGGACACUAAGAGAGACUUACAUAGAUAUAAUCUACAUGGGAAGUAGAAAGUAUAAAAAGAGGGCUGGAGAGAUGGCUCAGCACGUAAGAGCACUGACUGUUCUUCCAGAGGUCCUGAGUUCAAUUCCCAGCAACCACAUGCUCACAACCACCUAUAAUGAGAUCUGGUGUCCUCU